AUGAAUCCGAGUGGAACGUCGGUACCAGUUCGCGAUCGGCAACAAAUCAUAAGUGGCCUCACGAAGCUUCGGGCCAACAAAUCUACAAUCUUUCCUGGGGCUGCAAGCACGUCGCAGCCUCAAACCACUGAUUAUCAACAGCGCAGCUAUUCAUUGGAUGUUAACUUGCCCCUGACUGACGAGCGCACAAAAAAGAAUGCCCGCCUGGCUGCCUAUCAGAGCGAAGAUGCAGCGUACAAGUCGCCGAUCAAGACAGGUCCUCAAACAACUCUAGAAACAUAA
This is a messenger RNA of Opisthorchis viverrini, 282 nucleotides long. RefSeq lists its product as hypothetical. The transcript has 2 exons. Bases 1 to 282 code for a protein of 93 amino acids. The record is from RefSeq and is a predicted model, not a curated record. Lineage: Eukaryota; Metazoa; Platyhelminthes; Trematoda; Opisthorchiida; Opisthorchiidae.